Cicer arietinum (chickpea) is the source of this 1942-nucleotide messenger RNA. RefSeq lists its product as uncharacterized. Gene Ontology annotation, molecular function: ubiquitin protein ligase activity; protein binding. The record is from RefSeq and is a predicted model, not a curated record. Lineage: Eukaryota; Viridiplantae; Streptophyta; Magnoliopsida; Fabales; Fabaceae.
AAUGAAGUUUCCAUUUGGUCUUGGGCGAAGAGAGAGAGAGAGAGAGAUCGAAAUUGAAAUAAAAGGGACGUAGUGGAAUUUGGUCCGUGUAUGAAAUGAAGGAGCCAGGGGUGAACACGAUGCCUCUAACAACAACCUUCUUCUCAUCAUCUUAACCUUCAAGAAACUUCAUACGCUUCUAUUGUCCUCUUUCUUUUCUCCUUUCGAUUAUUUUCUUUCCCAUUCUAUCCUUAAUAAUGGCUACUCAAACCCCUUCCGAUUCUUUCGACCCUUCUCUUUGUGACGUCGACGACUACGUUUUGGAAAAUGGACCAGGAGAUUUGGCAUGGGACACAUUUCAUUAUGUUUAUGAGCUUGUGCAGAGUGGCAAUUUGGCCUUUCGAGAAAACAGAAUGGAAGAGGCAAUCAACUUUUACUCAAGAGCCAAUAGCGCCAAAUCUGGUGAUCCAAUCAUCCUCAGCAAUCGAAGUGCAGCUUUUAUUAGGAUUAGCCAAUAUAUAGUGCAUAGAUCAUCAUCAUCCUCAGAACAUAGGCCAUUGAGUGGGCUUGAUCCCACAACACUUGCCGAACUGGGUUUGAAGGAUGCUGCAAAGCUUGUGGAACUUCAAAGUAAUUCAGUUAAAUCAUACCUUUUAAAGGCCAAUGCUCUUCUUCUAUUAGAUAAGUAUGAUAUGGCUCGGGAUGCUAUUCUUUCAGGACUGCAAGUUGAUCCUUAUAGUAAUUCCCUUCGGGAAUGUCUUCAAAAAGUGGAAAGAGUAUCAUCUAGUUCAACAGGGGUGAGUACCCAUAGACAACCAGAGCGCAAUGAUGACUUUGAGUGCACUCUCUGCCUGAAGUUACUCUAUGAACCUGUCACGACCCCCUGUGGGCAUUCUUUUUGCCGUUCAUGUCUAUUUCAGACAAUGGAUCGUGGGAACAGAUGCCCGUUGUGCAGGACAGUUCUGCUCAUUAGUCCUAGAACAUGUUCAAUCAGUGUGACAUUGAAGAACAUCAUACAAAAGAACUUUCCAGAGGAAUAUGCCGAAAGGAAACAAGAGCACGACAGUUUAGUCAAUGUUGGUGCAGAUACGCUACCUCUUUUUGUCAUGGAUGUUGUCUUACCAUGUCAAAAGUUUCCACUAAAUAUAUUUGAACCUCGGUAUAGACUUAUGGUAAGAAGAAUAAUGGAAGGCAACCAUCGGAUGGGAAUGGUUAUACUAGAUCCUUCAACAGGUUCAUUAGCUGAGUUUGGCUGUGAAGUGGAAAUCACAGAGUGUGAGCCACUUCCUGAUGGUCGUUUUUAUAUAGAGAUUGAAGGUCGUAGGAGAUUUCGCAUCCUACGUUCUUGGGAUCAAGAUGGGUAUCGUGUUGCAGAAGUUGAAUGGAUACAAGAUAUAAUGCCACCAGAAGGAACACCAGAAAGAGAUAAUUUACAGGAAUUGACAAAUACUGCAGCAGCAUGUGCGCGAACAUGGAUAGGAAGAGCUAAACAAGUAGCAAGACAAGAUCAAAGAAGAUUUGACAAACUCGUGACUGUUGAAGGAAUGAUACCCUCAUUAAGAGACCCCGAGCGCUUUAGUUUUUGGCUAACCACCAUCUCCAAUCGGAGGCCUUCAGAAAGAUUGGAUCUCCUACGCAUUAGAGAUACCAAAGAGAGAAUUAAGCGAGGCCUGAUAUUUCUUCGAGCAGAGGAACAAGGCUGCACGAUUCAGUAAAAAUCAAGCUAAGGAGCGUUACCAGUAUUAUUGCAAUUUGAAUAUUGGUUGCAAAUUCCUUUACAACUCAGUCAAAUAUUCUUUGACCUCAUAAAUGAUGGUUCAUGAGGUCAUUUUUGUCGUAACAUAAUGUCGAACCCAGUUUUUCAAUAUAUAUGAUUAUCCACAAGACUACAACACAUUUUAUUUUUACAAAUGGUUUUGAAUUAUUAUUCUUGCUAAAUACAUAUGCCAGGAUUUAAAUCAUA